This is a messenger RNA of Symbiodinium natans, 3501 nucleotides long. NCBI's taxonomy places the organism in Eukaryota, Dinophyceae, Suessiales, Symbiodiniaceae. The record is from the annotation of a GenBank genome assembly.
AUGAGCCGCCAGCGUACAAUCGCAGCCAACUUCGACGAACAGCUGCGCUGCCCUCCUGGAAUGCACGCUGGCCGAGCGGAAGGGGGUUGUGUGGUUUGCGCCCGUCGCUUCUGGGUUAACGAGCUGUACCCCAUGGUCCUGUUUCAGCCACCGGACGCAGACAUGUCUUCAAUCGAGGUGCCCUCCGGUGCCGAGACAGUAUUGCCGAGUCAGCAGGCUCGUCUGUGCCGAUUGCUGGGCAUCGAUCGGUACGCCGAGCGCUGGCCACAGAUACCUCUUUCCGAACUUCAGGCAUCCGCUGUCCAGCACCCGUACAUGGAGGGACAGUAUCUGUUGCUGCAUCGACGGCGCAUGCCAGCAUCACCCUCGGACCCUUGUACGGUUUGCCGAGAGUGUCGCAGCAGUUUGAAAUGCUCCGUUCUCAUGCUUCCAAGGCACGCGCUGGCUAACGAUCUCUGGAUCGGACGCUCUCUGCCCGAGCUGAGCAACCUGUCGCCUGGAACAAAGCGGUUACUCCCUCUCGUGCGGGUCUGCAUGCAGGUGACGGUUUUGCAGCCGCUGUCGCUACCGCGCGAUGAGAGGCAGAAGGGAUACAUCGGCAACACGAUUUUCCUUCCACAGGCCGGCCCUGGAGCUAUUCAGGACAUGGCCGAGAACAUCUUGUUCGUUCUUGUCGGCCAGAAGAAACAGGAACUGAAGUCCAGCAAUGUCUUGCAAGCUCCCAGAGACGAGUACGUUGCAGCCGUGGAGAAACUUCGGACGACCUCGCCUUACUACCGUUCGGUUGCUCUGGACCCGGGCAGACUCCAGGACAGCGUGCUGGAAGGCUGUGUUUUGGAGACUGCCGUUGACAGCUACUUGGCCCGUGAACUCUUGCAAAAGGGGCCAGCUGACGCGCAAGGGCAAGCUGAGGAAGACGAGCGCGAGGAGCAGCCUGCCGCGCCAGCCGGUAGCAGCUCGGAGGACGCUGUCUUGCGAAAUCCACCUGCUGCGCUGGAGUCAGGUCAUCUCGUGUCUAGUAUCGUUGGCCUCAACGAUGACUCAGACCAGGGCAACCGCUGGCUUCGAGUCUGCCGCGAUGUGGAAGAAUUGUGCCGUCGCAAGCCGCGGCAAGACUAUACCGAGGCUGAAUCGGUUCUUCGCAAUCGGGCUCAAAACGACUUGGGUCCUGAGCAGGCAGAUGCCGGGGGCUUGUUGGGCCGCGAGGGAGCUCAGGAGCAGCGCGUGCUGAGCCGCGUGCGAAGGGUGCAGUCGCUAGCUAACAGUGUGGAGCACGAGCGCCAGGCUCAGGGCCAAAUGUUCGAAGUGCGACCUCAGAAACUUGUGGUGCCCUCUCGCGACGAGCCCAUGAACAUGUUUCAGCCGGCUACCUGGGCCAUGGCAUUCCCGGAUCUUUUCCCCUGGGGAGACGGCGUGCCUUUCGUCAAGCGCGAGACUGGCAUGGAGGCAGGCGAAGUCUUUCGGUACUUGCUACUUCGUGAGGAGCUGGCGUAUGGAGAUAGCGCCGAGACGCCCCUUCUUCCUCGUUGGAGUCUGUCCGAACAGCUCUUGCCUGUCAUGUACGACACCAACCGCCGACUUUCUCUCAUGCGCACAUCGAAAGCAUACGUCAAACGGAGCGGCUUCAGUCGGCACUGCGCCAUGAUCGCCUCGGUCAGCACGGAGCAGCUGCUGAAGGCUAUGGCGUUGCACGGCGAGAAGGCCGACAUACGUGAGUUGUUGCGCUCACCGGAUGUGGAUGUGUCGCUGAAGCGCGCGUUAGGCGGCGUGCUGCAGGCCAGCGCCAGUGUCCUCGGCACAGAAGGACAUCGCAGUCAAAUUCGACUUCGAGGCCAUGCGGCUGGCUGGCACUACGGCAACGCGCACGUCUUCAUGACGCCCAACCUCGCAGAUUCUCGCGCUGCCCUGCUUCUGCAGCUGCACACGCAGGGCGUGGAUGGGCAGGUGGAGAACUACGAGGUUUCUUUGGGUUGGGAUCUGGAGCAGCCUAUUCUGCCGUGCGUGACCGCCAUGCGUCGGAUUCUAGCUGCCGACCCCGUGUCUCAGGCGAGGUUCUUUGACCUCAUGAUGACCCUAUUUUUCGAAGAAGUCUUGGGAUGUUUGCCGCCCUUCAAGCGAGCCAGCUUUAGGGCGGGUCAGGCCGGGGUCUACGAGGACGGUUUCGCCGCAUCGACCUUCCCAGGCUGCUUUGGGGACAUCGCUGCUUUCUGCGGCCCUCUGGAGACACAAGGACGCGGGUCCAUGCAUCCGCACAUCUUGAUCGUUCUCCUGGGCCACGACCUGGCCAGCCGUUUGCGAUGCAUGAUGGCCAGCUCUGCGCGAGGCGAGCUGGUCAUCGAGCUGGAGCGGUGGCGCGCAAAAGUCUUGGAAGCUGCAUGCCGGAUUCGGUACGACAGCCAGCUUGCGCUGGCGGCGCAGCUGUCCGUCGAAGCCUCGCCGCUUCCUCUUGGCGAACGCCAGCGGGAGUCCGCGGGAGAGCAGUACGCUGAGCGUCGCGUGCUGGCCACCGUGCACGUGGCGGAUUGGACGGGGCAGCUGGACAAUGUCCUGGUGGGAGGAGCGGAGCUCGCAGUGCUGGCCCGGGUCGCGGACGAGCAGGCGCUGGCCCAGUUGCUUCGGGACAAGGGCCCGCAGGCGCUUUGCUUCAAGGGGCCCUUCGAUGCUCGCUUGGGUACUUCACAGCGGCUGGGGCAGCCCCGCGGCGCUUUGCUGCAGUCCUCGCAAGCUUCGCAGGCAUCCGCAAGUGCUCCGACGCAAUUUCAGAUCUUAGCAGCUCGUCCUUCCUUCGGAGAAGCUUACGAUGAGCGCGCGCGUCCCAUGGUCAAGAAGGUGACGCGCCUGGUAAAUGAAAUGAGGGAUGGCGCGGUCCUGCCUGUGCAGAGUCUGUUCUCAGACUUGUCCUGCUCGGACCUCGGGACCUUCUUCACGCGCGGUUCCGUGUCCGCGGAGUGCGUGACGCUGCUGGCCUUCGCCAAGGACGAGCCGUCCAUGGACGAGGUGGACAUUGGCGGCGAGAAGCAUUUGGUCACCAAGCACCAGCAGGUCUUUUCGUACCCACACAUGGACGGCGCCCAGCCAUUCGCGAUCGAGGCCUUUUGUCACUUCACCAGCUGUCACCUCUUCAACAUGGCAGACGGCCAACCACGGUUUUUGGUGGGACGCGUACUCAGGAACGAGGCCACGGACGCUGUGGUCUUGCACGUGGAGUGGAUGUCCCGGGCGACGGAGGCUCAAGUUCGCAACCUGGAGACAGAGCGCGCCAUGGUCUGGGACUUGCUCGCGGGGGAGCCGACGCUGCAGAGCAACAAGCGCCCGGCCACCAGUCUCAUCGAGGAGACGCCGACGAAGGUGAAGUGCGCAGCCUGGGACGUUGCCUGUGCGCCGGCGCCGGACACGGCGGAAGGCUCGCCCUGGACAGGUCAGUCAGCGCCUGCAGCGCCUGUGGGCAUGCGCACACUCUCGCAGCUCCUGCUAAAAAGACUGCGUGUCUCCCUGGACUGA